AUGGACAAUUUUGAGGUUAUACUGGGUAGCUCGAAAUGUAUCAAAUUGACGGUAUUCAUAUUCCUCGAACUUGACACCACUGAACUAGGGCCCAUCUUCAACUUCUUUCGUGAUGCUUUAAGCUGUCAGGUGACACAUGCGUUGGAUGCUCUCGACAUUAAUUACAUUGAUCAGAAAUUGACAAUUGUUUUUACGGAUUCACGAUUUGAUGCGAAACGAUGCACUCUUCUAUUCAAUAAUAUUCUCAAUUUGCCCAAUUUCACAGAACUUAAAUCCCAACUUAUUGCUCCCCUAUUUCUCCCCACCUUAUCCACUCCACCAACAGCGGGAGAGUUGGAAAAUCAGUACACAAUUAUUCAAAAUACGUCAAUUCUUGUGGAAAUCGGACCUGAUUACUUCUACGGACCAAAAUAUUUCCCAAACCAAACGGUGACAAAUGUUGAUUCGGUCAUGCGAGCGCGAAUUACUGCUUUUGAUUUGACUAACGACAUCCAAAAUAGAGUUCUUGAAGUUGCUGUUAAGCAUCUUGCUCUAAACUCCGAUAUCGUAAACUUGGCCUAUGUUUACGAUGAUACCGAAAUGGACAAAUUUGGAUUCAUGAACAGCCUGAACGAAAUGCUUAAUGUCCACUCGCUCAGUUCUUUUGAGACACCCGAAGAUGUAUUGGGUCAAAUCCUCAUGGAUGGAUCAAAUAUCAUUGUGCUAAAUGUUCGCCAGAAUGCCGCUUUGGAAAUUCUAAAAAGGGCCGAAGUGAAGAAUAUCCUACAACAGCCGUUCUAUUGGAUUGUCUUUAAUGCUGGAAUAACGCUCUCCGGGCAACAUUUCAACGUGGAAGAUACCAACUUCUACGCCAUCGAGUUCUCGACAAAUGGGAACCUCGAACGUUUUCCUGAACUCUCCAGUUUAACGAGACCAAUUUCACCUCAAGACCUGAUUUUUAGAGACACUGCAGUGAAAGCCCUUGUGGAAAUACAGUCUAAACUCAGUCAAAGUGCGUACAAGGUUACAGUGAAUCAAACUCUCGAAAUUGAGGCCGGUUUUCAAGCUCCAAAACCUCCACCUUCCAGAGCGUCGCUUUUACAACUACUGAAACGAAAAGGCCUUCGACUGGGAACAGUUGUGAUGCCACCACUAAUAACAGAAGAGACCGCUGAGAAUGGGACGGGUCAAAUUCGUGGUCCUGAAAUAGCACUUGCUGAGGAGUUGAUGAGGCGAUUGAAUGUGUCCUAUGAAAUCACAGCCUAUAAACUGGAAAUUGGUGCGGAAAACGAUGGUAAAUGGACGGGAGUCUUUGGAAACCUCCAAAAAUGGGAUAUGGAUCUUCUAGUUGGCCCCUUCACAAAUACCGAAGAGAGAUUAUCAUCCUUUCGAAGUACAUCACCAUAUCAGAGCUUCUCAUACAAGUUCCUCCUUCUUCCACAUUCCCUCAAAGCCUCCCUUGAGAUCUUCCAGUUCACCCUUGCAUUUGAUGUCUAUACCUGGGUCAUGAUAUUCGUGGCUGCAGUAGCGAUUGCUGGAUCCCUUAUACUAUUGCAUAGAAUCAGUCCAAAUACCCACAGCUUCGGAAUUCAUCCAUCCAUGAUCUUUGUUUUCGGUUACCUCUUCCAGGGAGUGCGAACACGUUCCCCAAGCACAGCACCUAGUCAGAUUGUCAUUGUGGUCUGGUGGUUCUUCUGCCUUCUCUUGGUAAUCGCUUUUUGUGCAAAUUAUGCCGCCUAUCGAUCCUUCACCUCUCUGGUGACCCUUCCAAAUACACCGAGUACUUUACUCCAUCAGGAGUAUUAUAAGUACUCGUAUAUAAAUGGAUCGAAUCUGGAGUUCCUAAUGAGUAUGACUCAAGAUCCAUCGAUUUACCAACUUUAUCUCACGAUAAACUCCAAAUUCGAUGACGUUAUUGCGGAUACCCGGGAAAACGGUAUCGACCAGGUUCGUCGUGUAAGUUAA
This is a messenger RNA of Rodentolepis nana, 1944 nucleotides long. The record is from the annotation of a GenBank genome assembly. Lineage: Eukaryota; Metazoa; Platyhelminthes; Cestoda; Cyclophyllidea; Hymenolepididae.